CGGAGCUUUGCAACAUACCGGAGAGCCUUUUUUUGUUGUGUAUGCAAGAAGAUAUGCCAGGUGAGUAUUUCAUUAUGCAAGCACACGCACGAGAUAUAGCUAAGUCCUGCGCAGGUUGACUCAGUCAGUCGCCACCAUGGGGCCUCUGUGGCGGCGCGUUUUUCUGGUCUCUCUGCUGUUACUUGGAUUUUUGUCCGGUGUAGUUUCUGACGACAUAGGUGGAUCAUACAACUGGGACCACACGAUCAGCCUGUCGGGAAGUCCGUACAGCGUCACCGAUGAAAUCAUCGUCGGUGAGGCGGCGACCCUGACGAUCGAGCCGGGGGUUCGGCUGUUGUUCCCGGAGGGGGUCGGCAUGACCGUGUGGGGACGGCUGAUAGCUAUCGGCACUCCAGAACACAGAAUCGUCUUCGACCGGAAGAGGAACCCACCCGACGACCAAGCGAAUAACGUGACACGUGACCACAACAUCCGGUUGCUGGGUCCUACCGUGUUUGAGGGACGUGUCCAGGUCCAGCGGGAUGGAGAUUUCUUUACGGUCGACUAG
Molecule: messenger RNA, 547 nt
Organism: Branchiostoma belcheri (Belcher's lancelet)
Lineage: Eukaryota; Metazoa; Chordata; Leptocardii; Amphioxiformes; Branchiostomatidae
Product: protein bark beetle-like
Exons: 3
Coding region: 137-547 (136 amino acids)
Source: RefSeq, a predicted model, not a curated record